Podarcis raffonei (Aeolian wall lizard) is the source of this 4365-nucleotide messenger RNA. It is a transcript of the gene MBTPS1, whose product is annotated as membrane bound transcription factor peptidase, site 1. The transcript is spliced from 23 exons. Gene Ontology annotation, molecular function: serine-type endopeptidase activity. The record is from RefSeq and is a predicted model, not a curated record. Gene Ontology annotation, biological process: proteolysis. NCBI's taxonomy places the organism in Eukaryota, Metazoa, Chordata, Lepidosauria, Squamata, Lacertidae. Gene Ontology annotation, cellular component: Golgi apparatus. The coding region runs from base 529 to 3726 and encodes 1065 amino acids.
GGAGACUACAAGUCCCAGCGUGCGCCAGGCUCGCGUUCAUGGAAGGCGGCUUCUCCGCAGCCCAGGCCAGCUGCUUGGUGUGGGGUUAGCGGGGGGCUGCGGGACAGGAGCCGCGCUCGCCUCACCCGGAGCUCCGGACCCGGCUGCCAGGGGAGGUCGUUACGCCCCGGGGCGCCCUGCGGAAGCUUCGGUGGCCGGGUGUAUUGCUAAAAACACCACCCCAACCCAGCAACAAAACAGAUCUUGGCAAUUCUGCUUUGGCCUUACAUCACCUAUCCGAAAUGGAGUACAGGACUCAGCUGUUGAAUCCUGAGUGACAGGAUCCUUUAAUCAAAGAUGGAGAAAAAACGCAGAAAGAAAUGAGCCUGUUUACUGGACUUCACUGGUAAAGACCAUGAAGGCAAGACUUCUGCUUCUCUUGGACAAAACCUUAAGACUAUCCACUUAAAAAGCACUUAAAAAGGCACCGUUUUCUGAAACCAAAAAGAAAAGAGGGAACUGAUUCAUGGAAAAACAACAUGUAACUGGAUGCAUGGAAUUUUGAGGAUGAAACCUUAUUCCUUUAUGACCAUGAGGCUUACACACACCUGGUUGUUCCUGACUGCGAUCCUUCUCUGCGGCAAACAACAUCUGGGGACCAGACUAGGGAAUUCUUCUCAUGAGAGCCACCUGUGUUCCGAAUGCUCCCGUCUUACACUGAAAGUGGAAUUUUCUUCGACGGUAGUGGAACAUGAGUAUAUUGUGGCUUUCAAUGGUUACUUCUCAGCCCAAGCAAGAAGCAAAUUUAUUUCAAGAGCUCUGAAAAGCAGUGACAUAGAGAACUGGAGGAUUGUACCCCGUAACAACCCAGCCAGUGACUACCCCAGUGAUUUUGAGGUGAUCCAAAUCAACGAGAAACAGAGAGAUGGAGUGCAGACACUUGAAGAUCAUCCCAAUAUCAAACGAGUUACCCCCCAAAGAAAAGUAUUUCGCUCGCUCAAGUACACUGAAACUGAUCCAGCAUUUCCCUGCAAUGAAACCAGAUGGACACAGAAAUGGCAGUCGUCUCGUCCUCUGAGAAGGGCAAGUUUGUCGUUGGGUUCUGGAUUUUGGCAUGCAACUGGCAGGCACUCAAGUAGGCGUUUGCUGAGAGCCAUACCCCGGCAAGUCGCUCAAACGCUUCAGGCGGACGUUCUCUGGCAAAUGGGUUUUACAGGUGCUGGUGUAAAAGUGGCUGUCUUUGACACUGGACUUAGCGAGAAGCAUCCUCACUUCAAAAAUGUAAAAGAGAGAACAAACUGGACUAAUGAGAGAACCUUGGAUGAUGGUCUGGGUCAUGGGACUUUUGUAGCGGGUGUGAUUGCUAGCAUGAGAGAAUGCCAGGGAUUUGCUCCAGACUCAGAACUGCACAUAUUUAGAGUCUUCACUAACAACCAGGUCUCGUACACAUCUUGGUUUCUGGAUGCCUUUAACUAUGCGAUCUUGAAGAAGAUAGAUGUAUUAAACCUUAGCAUUGGAGGUCCCGACUUCAUGGAUCAUCCCUUUGUUGACAAGGUAUGGGAGCUGACAGCCAACAAUGUGAUCAUGGUCUCUGCUAUUGGAAAUGAUGGCCCUUUAUAUGGCACACUCAACAAUCCUGCUGACCAGAUGGAUGUGAUUGGAGUAGGCGGCAUUGACUUUGAAGAUAACAUUGCUCGGUUCUCAUCAAGGGGAAUGACCACUUGGGAACUGCCUGGAGGUUAUGGCAGAGUCAAGCCCGACAUCGUUACUUACGGCUCUGGAGUAAGAGGUUCUGGCAUGAAGGGUGGAUGCCGCUCUCUCUCUGGGACUAGUGUGGCCUCACCUGUGGUGGCAGGUGCUGUCACCCUGCUAGUAAGCACAGUCCAGAAGCGUGAAAUGGUGAAUCCAGCUAGUAUGAAACAGGCCCUUAUUGCAUCCGCACGACGACUUCCUGGGGUCAACAUGUUUGAGCAAGGGCAUGGCAAACUUGAUCUUCUCAGAGCCUACCAGAUUCUCAAUAGUUAUAAACCACAGGCCAGUUUGAGUCCGAGCUACAUCGACUUGACAGAAUGCCCUUACAUGUGGCCGUACUGCUCCCAACCUAUCUACUAUGGAGGCAUGCCAACAAUUGUGAACGUUACUAUCCUUAAUGGAAUGGGAGUCACUGGAAGAAUCGUAGACAAGCCCGACUGGCAGCCCUAUUUACCACAGAAUGGAGAUUACAUUGAGGUGGCUUUCUCCUAUUCCCCCGUUUUAUGGCCUUGGUCAGGGUACCUAGCAAUUUCUAUUUCUGUCGCAAAGAAAGCAGCCUCAUGGGAAGGCAUUGCACAAGGACAUGUCAUGAUCACUGUUUCCUCUCCAGCCGAAAAUGAGUCGAAAGCUGGCGCUGAGCAGACUUCAACCGUGAAACUCCCAAUAAAAGUGAAAGUUAUCCCGACACCCCCACGUAGUAAGCGUGUCCUCUGGGAUCAAUAUCACAAUCUCCGCUAUCCACCAGGAUAUUUCCCAAGGGAUAAUUUGAGGAUGAAGAAUGAUCCCUUAGACUGGAACGGUGACCACAUCCACACAAACUUCAGGGAUAUGUACCAACAUCUGAGAAGUAUGGGGUAUUUCGUUGAAGUUCUCGGUUCACCUUUCACUUGUUUCGAUGCCAGUCAGUAUGGGACCUUAUUGAUGGUGGACAGUGAGGAAGAGUAUUUUCCAGAAGAAAUCACUAAGCUGAGGAGGGAUGUUGACAAUGGACUGUCACUCAUAAUAUUCAGUGACUGGUACAACACCUCAGUGAUGAGGAAAGUCAAGUUUUACGAUGAAAACACAAGGCAGUGGUGGAUGCCUGAUACUGGGGGAGCUAAUAUUCCAGCUCUGAAUGAUCUUCUUUCGGUGUGGGGCAUGGCCUUUAGUGACGGGCUGUAUGAAGGAGAUUUUACCAUGGCAAGUCAUGAAAUGAACUACGCCUCUGGAUGUAGUAUUGCAAAGUUUCCAGAAGAUGGCAUUGUGAUUGCACAGACCUUUAAGGAUCAAGGUCUUGAAGUUUUAAAGCAGGAAACGGCAAUAAUAGAAAAUGUACCCAUUUUGGGCCUUUUCCAAGUUCCUUCAGAAGGUGGAGGCAGGAUCGUUUUGUACGGUGAUUCAAAUUGCUUGGAUGAUAGCCACAGGCAGAAAGAUUGCUUUUGGCUUCUUGAUUCUCUUCUUCAAUACACAUCUUAUGGAGUUAUGCCACCAAGCCUCAGCCAUUCAGAAAACAGACAACGACCUCCAACAGGCAUGGGCUAUGCUCUUCCAGAGCGAAUGGAAGGUAACCAUCUUCAUCGAUAUUCGAAGGUGCUCGAGGCUCACCUGCGUGACCCUAAGCCCCGCUCACUCCCAGCAUGUCCUCAUUUGUCUUGGGCGAAGCCACAGCCUCUGAACGAAACGGCUCCCAGCAACCUAUGGAAACAUCAGAAGUUACUGUCAAUCGACCUGGACAAAGUGGCUUUACCAAGUUUCCGUCAGAACCGACCCCAAGUAAGGCCUUUGUCACCUGGAGAAAGUGGAGCCUGGGAUAUUCCAGGGGGAAUAAUGCCUGGACGGUACAACCAGGAUGUGGGAGGGACAAUACCCGUCUUUGCGUUACUCGGUGCUAUGGUGGUCCUGGCCUUCUUUGUGGUGCAGAUCAAAGCUAAGAGCAGGCCAAAGAGACGGAAGCCCAGAGUCAAGCGGCCACAAAUUAUACAGCAGGGUCACCUACCAAAGACACCGUCUGUUUGACCACAGUUGCCAAAGAUUACCUUCUACUGGCUGCUUCAUGGAAUUAUGAUGAUCGUUACUAAUGAAGAUUGCUUGUGCCUGGCAUUUGGUGACUGAUUCAAGCAGGAACCCAUGUUUUCUUUGGCUACUGACAAAACAAGAACUCAGUGGAUCAUCAUGAGAUUUUUUAUAAAAAACUACUAUUAUUUUCAGUAGCUGAAUCCACCAAAGCCUUGAGCACUAUUUAAAAAGAACCGAUAUGUUGUUCUAUUUCCCAAAAUGGAGGAAAAGAGACCUUUUUUCCCUUUUCUUUUAAACUGACCAAACCUUUUCAUUAGAGGCUAUUUUCUAUAUUUAUUUUAGGAAGAACUUGGGGGAAGAGCUGCUUCAAGGCUCUUGGCUAUCUGAUAGCAGAACCAUUUUUCUGAAUGGAAUGCAAUUUUCUAAUACUAUAUAUUACAAAGAGAAAUAGAACUCGCAACAUCCUGCUGUAAGGACGAAAAUGCAAAACUGACAGGGAGAAGGGGACAAAUCAGUGUGGCAAAAUCCUUCUGUUUAUUUUUAUAAAGCAACUUACCAUGAUGUUUUGUAAUUUUUUGGCAUGAUUUCACCAUUGUUGGUGGAGAAAUUUUUUCCAAUAAAUAUGUUACCUGUAUCGAA